AUGACGAGUACAGAAGAAGCUAUCCGUGAGUUAUUUGGAAACGAGGAGGAUGAAACAUCAUUCGUGAGUGAAGAAUCUGAUGACAACGAGGAGAAUGUGAACUCCGACGAAAUGCGUGAUGCAAGAACGGAAGAAGCUUUUGAGGUGAUGGUGCGAGAUGGACCUCAAAUGGGAAUGUUGUUCGAAUCUAAAGAACAACUAUACGAAGCUUAUAAUUCAUACGCAAAGGUAAAAGGAUUCAACAUCUUUAGUAGAAAUACUUCAUCUAAUGGUAACUAUUGUAGAAUGACAUGUGAUAGGGGUGGAAAAGUUUGUUCUAAGAAAUAUACGAAAAAGACAAAUUGUCUUGCUCAUAUUAAUGCAAUAAGACAACCCACUGGUUUUUGGAUGGUUUCUUCUGUAUGCAUAGAACACAAUCAUGAUCUAGAUAUGAGUAUGUCUGCUUUUAUGCCGGGUCAUAGACAUUUAACAUUGGGCUUGAAGAGGCAGUUAGAAGCUAAUGACCGUGCAUGUAUACGCAUCUGUAAAAAUGUGAAGUUGAUGGAGGUUCUAGCUGGAGGGCCAGAAAAUAUAGGAGCAACGACAAAGGAUUGUAGAAACUUCAUUGACAAGAGAAGACGAUUAAGACUUGGCGAAGGAGAUGCAGAGGCCAUUAGUCAACUCUUUAGUAGAUUGCAGAAGAGUGAUGCACGGUUUUUUCAUUUGAUGGACAUUGACGACCAUGGGAGGCUUCGAAAUGUGAUGUGGAUUCACCCUCGUAGCAUAGCUGCAUACGAGGAAUUCCAUGAUGUUGUGAGCUUUGACACCACAUACUUGGUUAACCAAUACCAUAUGCCUAUAGCGACGGUUGUUGGGGUUAAUCACCAUAACCAGUCUAUAUUAUUAGGAUGUGGUCUAUUGACGCAUGAAUACGGUGAAUCGUUUAAAUGGUUUUUCAAGAAUUGGUUAGGAGCAAUGGGAGGUGUUCAACCUACUGCAAUUUUGACGGAUCAAUGUGAUAGUAUUAGAAUUGCGGUGAGGGAAGUUAUCCCAGAAACUGUCCAUCGUUAUUGUUCGUGUCAUAUUUUGCAGAAGGUCCCGGUAAAGCUCAAAGGAUCUCAUGAUCAUAAAACAUAUUCUAAUAGUUUCUAUAGGUUGAUAUAUGAUAGCCUCAGCAUUUCAGACUUCGAAAGACGGUGGACUGAUUUCAUCGCUGAAUAUAGUUUUCAAGAUAACAGGUGGCUUAGGGAUUUGUAUUCUGAAAGGGAAAAUUGGGUGCCCAUUUACUUGAAUCAUUUAUUUUGGGCUGGUAUGGUGUCCACCCAGAGAAGUGAGUCGAUGCAUGCCUUCUUCGAUGGUUAUGUUAAUUCGAGGAGCACAUUGAGCUAA
Messenger RNA from Salvia miltiorrhiza (redroot sage), 1368 nucleotides. RefSeq names its product protein FAR-RED IMPAIRED RESPONSE 1-like. The record is from RefSeq and is a predicted model, not a curated record. The transcript has a single exon. Gene Ontology annotation, biological process: regulation of DNA-templated transcription. NCBI's taxonomy places the organism in Eukaryota, Viridiplantae, Streptophyta, Magnoliopsida, Lamiales, Lamiaceae. The coding region runs from base 1 to 1368 and encodes 455 amino acids.